AUGGACAAGUCAACCGCACAGGGCGGCGCUGCUGCUGCUGGCACUGCCUCUGUAGCCCCCAAUCAGCCUGCCAACAAGACCAGCGCUGUCGCGCCAACCGUCAAUAAUGAGGUCGAGAUGGGAAACAUUGGUGGUGAUGCGCCAACCGCCGAGAACGACAUCAUGCAGAUUGCCAGAGUCGGGGACGUGCCUGCCAUGGAGAAGCUUUUCGAGGCAGGCGAAUACGAUGCGACAUAUUCUGACGACGAGGGUAUCACGCCCCUGCAUUGGGCAGCGAUCAACAACCAGUACGCCAUGUGCAAGUUCCUCAUCGACAACGGUGCCGAGAUCAACAGGAAGGGUGGUGAAUCAGUAGCGACACCUCUCCAAUGGGCUGCCCAGAGAUGCCAUUACUACACUGUCAACCUUCUCCUCCAACACGGUGCCGAUCCCCUCAUCACCGAUGCUCAGGGCUACAACACCCUCCACAUCUCGACCUUCAACGGAAACACCCUCCUGCUCGUCCUCUUGCUCCACCAAGGCAUUCCAGUCGAUGUGCUCGACAGCUACGGACACACAGCCCUGAUGUGGUCUGCCUACAAGGGCUUCCCGCAAUGCGUCGACCUCUUCCUCCGCUGGGGCGCCAGCGUCCACGCCACCGACGAGCAAGGAUUUACGGCUCUGCACUGGGCGCUAGUCAAGGGCUCUCCGGCGUGUAUAAUGAAGCUCAUCGAGUACGGCGCCGACAGGUUCGCGAAGACGGAGACAGGCAAGACCCCUGCUGUCACGGCGAAGGAACUUAACACCACGGGUCCCUGGCAUCGGGCUUUGAAGGAGUGCGGAUACGAUGAGGAUGGCCAGCCGGUUGAGCCGCAUUUCCCUGGUGCGCGCUUCCUGCGCCAGGACAAGAGGGGGUUCGUUACCAAGUUCUUGUUUCUCUGGCCGUUUGUCUUGGUUUGGUCCAUGAUUACGAUACUGGGAACCAUGCCCAUCUUUGCAGGACUCUUCUUCGCGCUGGUGGUUGGCUAUGGCAUCCAGUGGUGUGCUAAGCAGGUGAUUGAAUUUGCGCCACCCGACAUGAAGCACUUCCACAAGACGCCUUGGUUGGCCGGUAUCUUUGCCGCCUCUGUCUUCCUUGUCGGUCUUCGCUGGUUGACCACCAUCCUCCCCGGUACUACUGGCUCUGCAGCUACCGAGCCCCAUUGGUGGCUUAACCUGAUUUUCGGCGUUUUCUUCGGACUCACUGCCUACUUCUACAUCGCUUCCAUGCGCUACGACCCUGGAUACGUUCCCAAAUUGAACGGCAUCGCUGAGCAAAAGGCCGUCAUUGAUGAGCUUCUCAAGCUGUGGAAGUUUGAUGAGACCAACUUUUGUGUUACCUGCAUGAUCCGGACUCCUCUCCGUAGCAAGCACUGCAAGCGAUGCCAGAAGUGUGUUGCGAAGCACGACCACCACUGCCCUUGGGUCUACAACUGCAUUGGCGUCAACAACCACCGACACUUCUUCCUGUAUCUCAUCAACCUGACGCUAGGUAUCAUCUCUUUCGACUUCCUGGCCUACUACUACUUGAUCGAUGUCUCGGCUAAAGCCUCCGAGUCCUGCAACUUCCUUAGCCCCGCCCUUUGCAAGGUGGUCAACGCCGACGGUUAUACCGCGAUCCUUACUAUCUGGGCGUCCCUGCAGCUUACCUGGGUUGGCAUGCUCCUGUUUGUUCAGUUCGUCCAAGUGUCUCGCGCCAUGACCACCUACGAGAACAUGUUUGGCGUCCAGGAUGGUUCCGUUACCUCCGCGUUUACCUCCACCGGCACGCCCCUCGACCCGAACCAUCCCUCUCUUGCUACUCCGGAUGCUCCCGGCCACGGACACGGUCACAAGCACAAGGCUGGCAUGCUGCAAAACAUGGCACGCCUUCUGGGUGUGGACCCCUUCAUCGAGACUAUCCGCGGCCGCGGUGCCGCCACCCAGAACAAGCGCAGGAAGAAGAACCCCUACUCCAACGGCUGUAUGGCGAACUGCCGCGACUUCUGGUGUGACCCCGCACCGACUUUUGGCCCUCGUGAGAACGGCUCAGCCAUGCUGGGCGGCGAGCCCAUCAACUACACCGCCAUGUACGAAAGCCCAAGCUUGAUGAACAUGAGCAGAGGAAGGAGAAGAGCGGGUGGCUACGAGGCCGUUGCCGCUGAGGAAGAGGUAUAA
Messenger RNA from Colletotrichum truncatum, 2175 nucleotides. RefSeq lists its product as uncharacterized. NCBI's taxonomy places the organism in Eukaryota, Fungi, Ascomycota, Sordariomycetes, Glomerellales, Glomerellaceae. Gene Ontology annotation, biological process: protein palmitoylation. The record is from RefSeq and is a predicted model, not a curated record. Gene Ontology annotation, cellular component: Golgi membrane. Gene Ontology annotation, molecular function: protein binding; palmitoyltransferase activity.